This is a messenger RNA of Harpegnathos saltator (Jerdon's jumping ant), 6034 nucleotides long. RefSeq lists its product as uncharacterized. The record is from RefSeq and is a predicted model, not a curated record. Gene Ontology annotation, cellular component: chromatin; nucleus. The transcript has 11 exons. Bases 377 to 5131 code for a protein of 1584 amino acids. Lineage: Eukaryota; Metazoa; Arthropoda; Insecta; Hymenoptera; Formicidae. Gene Ontology annotation, molecular function: histone H3K36 demethylase activity; histone H3K9 demethylase activity. Gene Ontology annotation, biological process: regulation of gene expression; chromatin remodeling.
AACGACGCGCGGAUCACAAGCAUUGCAGUGUAUGCGUGUAUGGUGUGUGAUAUCAACCCGAUCAAACUAUAGAAGUGUCCGGCAAACGUGAAAUUUCGCAGAACAUAAUACAGAUACGAGAGAAAUGACAUUCUGCUUCGUGUUCUGUGAUGUAAGUAAAUGUGUUCCCGCACGUGUGUAAAGUGCUACUCUGCAAGAGUAAUUUAUCUCGCCUAGCGCUCCGCUCAGAAUUCCGACCAAGCGUCUCUAGUCCUCCUUGCCUGAUAAUCCAUCGUCGUAUCAAACACGCCGGAAUAUUUCACGGGAAUUUGCGUACGAUGCGAUCUAAUCGAUUGCUGAUUACGUCGGAUGAUCAGUCAUUAUAACAAAUUCAGCAAUGGCUGGUAACGUUUCAAGAGGCAUACCUCGUAUACAGGUCUUUAGACCAACGUAUGAAGAGUUUAAAGACUUUUCAAAAUAUGUGGAGUAUAUGGAGAGCCAAGGAGCUCAUAAAGCUGGCUUGGCAAAAGUAAUACCACCUCCCGAAUGGAUCCCGAGGAAACAAGGCUAUGAAUUAGACAAUCUAAAUCUUACAAUCCCAGCACCAAUCUGUCAAGUUGUCACUGGAAAACAAGGCCUUUAUCAGCAAAUUAAUAUCCAAAAGAAGCCAAUGACUGUCAAAGAAUAUAACAAAUUAGCAGAUUCUGAUCGUUAUCGUACACCACGUCACUUUGAUUAUGAAGAUCUAGAAAGAAAAUAUUGGAAAAAUAUAACGUACAUCUCACCGAUAUAUGGUGCAGAUGUAUCUGGUUCUUUGACUGAUCCAGAUGUAAAAGAAUGGAAUAUUAAUCAUCUCGGAACUAUUUUAGAUUAUGUUAAUAAAGAUUAUGGUAUAUCAAUUGAUGGUGUUAAUACAGCCUAUCUAUAUUUUGGAAUGUGGAAGACUACAUUUGCCUGGCAUACAGAGGAUAUGGAUCUUUAUUCUAUAAACUACUUACAUUUUGGUGCACCAAAAACAUGGUAUGCUAUACCACCAGAACAUGGACGUAGAUUAGAACGACUAGCCAGUGGUUUUUUUCCAUCAAGUUAUCAAAGCUGCCAAGCUUUUCUGCGCCAUAAAAUGUCCUUGAUAUCUCCUCAAAUAUUAAGACAAUAUUCUAUUCCAUGUAACAAAAUAACACAGGAAGCUGGAGAAAUAAUGAUUACAUUUCCAUAUGGAUAUCAUGCUGGCUUCAAUCACGGAUUUAAUUGUGCCGAAUCUACUAAUUUCGCCACACCUAGAUGGGUAGAAUAUGGAAAAAGAGCUACACAAUGUACUUGUAGUAAAGAUAUGGUAAAAAUAUCUAUGGAUACUUUCGUUAAACGUUUCCAACCAGACAGGUACGAAUUGUGGCUACGUGGUGAGGAUAUUGGACCUCAUCCUGAAGAUCCCAGGCAGACGGCUGCACCGAUGCCGUCGCAAAUGGACCUGCUGUGUAGCAGUAGUAGCAAUGGCCAAUUACCUCAAAGCUACUUGAGAGCAGCGCUAAAGAAUAAGCGACACAUGAUACACAAGCAGAAAAAUAUUAGAUCCAUUAGCUCUAGUGUUGAUAUGGAAGAUCUUGAAAGCUAUGCUGAUAUUCCUGCGGAUGUGAAAAAAGUUAUACAAGAUCUUGAAUUGGAGGAAAUUGAAGAACCACCUGACGAACAGCAAAUGGAAGUUUUAGAAGAUAUUUGGUUGAAAGCAGGAGAAAUGGACGUCGAUGAAGCAACUGUUUUUGACGAUGGUUACAAUCGUAAAAAGAGUAAGAAAAGAAAGAGGAAGCAAAGCAUACCAGACAAAGAGAAGCGCGAAUCAAAAUCUAAAAAACGAGCUAACAAAGUUAAUACGCAGAAUGCGAACGAAAUUAAAUUUGAGAUAAAAACUGAAGUUGAUGAGCUCGCAGGUUCCUUUGAAGAUGUAUCCCAAGAAAACAUGGAUGAGAUUCCAGUGCUUCAAGGAAAUUAUAACGACAGCAUUAUCAUAGAAAACAAAAAUGAUCCUUUGAAGAUAGAAGAAUUCACAGACUUUUCGGAAAGUAAUGACAAACAUGUCAAGAAGAAAAAGAAACAUUCAAAGAACAACGAGCAGAAGAAAUUAAAACAGAGAGUGUCCAAAAGUAAACGCAAACAAGACAGCACAUCAACUUUUGAUCCUAAUUCAACUCUCAAUAUUUCGGAUGCCAAUGUACCAAGUAAAAACGUAACACUACCCGAAAUCUGUAUUCCAAGGUGUUCUAUAAAAGAUAUAUCUGAUAAUCAGGAGAAAGUCAAUGUGAUACCUGGAAAUAUCAUCUCUGUUAAUAACGAACUUAGCAUUAUGAAUGUUAAAAAUAAAACUGUUGUAAAUAUCACCAACAGUGGUCAGGUAAUGAACUUCGCGCACGGCGACGAUAAAAACAUUGAGAAGUUGACUAACAGUGCUGCUGAAAACAGAAUAGCCAUUAGUACAACAGCAAACAUCAAAAAUAUGCCUAUCCGAUCUGUAGGUAGUAGUGCAACGAAUACAGUACAGAACUUGUGUGCGACAGCAUACAAAAGUACAAAUUCUGAAUGUCAGAAUGAAAGUGCAAAACCCACCACACAUAAUAUAAAUACAUCUACGAGUACAAAUUAUAAGAAUCUAUUGAAAGCACCUAAGUUAAGUAUAUUAAAAACAGCUUACGAUGCAUCACGUCUCACGUCCCAAGUGCAAGUUGAUAAUUCUGCUGCUAACGAGAAGGAUGCACACCCAACUGUCGAUAUACCAAAGAUCUGGAACUCGCAGGAAACGAAACCUGUACCGAGUAUGUCGUUCUUAGCGAACCCAACUUUCAGUCAAGGUCCUCCGGUUUUGCAGAACGAAUUAAAAGCUCAGUGCGACGGCAUUAGACCUGCAAGUUUUAAACCACCGUUAGAUAAUAUUAAAUUAUCAGCUGGCGCUGUUAUCAAUCAGAUUUACAAUACAGGACAUUCCAUCUUUAAUAAUUGCUUCUUAUCUUCAAGAUUUCAAAAGCGUCUAGCUGAGCUUAGACCCCAAAAAACAACUCCUCCAAGUGGCUGUAAAACAUUUAUUAAAGGAAUGAACUGGGGAAAUGUCUCAUUGGAUUCCAAUGAAAAAACAAAUAUUCUUAGAUUAACCCCUAUAUCUACUCCAAUGGGCAAACAGGACAUAUGUAUUUCUUCUACGGUACCAAAUUUAAUCCUACCAGCAAAUGUGUCGGCUGUGCAAACGUAUCCUAUGAACAAAAUUUACGCUUCCCAAAUCGCACCCAUAGAUUCCAGCAAAACAUAUUUGCUAAGUACUACGAAUUUUUCAACCAAUCCUACAAGUAUAUAUCCAAAAGUCACUCCUGUAUCUAAGGAAUGCAAAAAUUCGACACGCCAAAAGUCGCCAAGAGGACAAACAUCGCGUAAAAGGCCAUCAAUGAGGAAUACCACUAAGUCGAAUAAUAAUCCAUCUUUGAACACGCCUCAACUAAAUACUUCAGUAGGCACACAAGUAGACAAGCCGAUUAGUCUAUUAAUCAAUCAAUCGUAUGUAAAUAUUGUCCCUGUCAAUAAUGCCCUGUCAAGGGUUACAAACAAUAUCUCGCAAAAUACAACAUAUUCAAGUAACAACGACUCUUCAUUUAAAGAGAAGCCAAUUCUGAUUAAUCCUGCGCAACGUAAUGAAAACGCGUGUUCAAAUAUAUCCGACAAUAAGACACAGUUACCAAAUUUACAAAAACAAGUGGACAAUAUUAACUUACAUUUACCAAUAUCUAGUUCGAAAUCAAAAAAAGUAACUGCUGUAAGGAGAAAAUCUAAGGAAAAAUUGAGAAAAGUUAUAAUAGAAAAGAAGGAACUGCCGAUAAUGACAACUACUAUGACAACGAGUGAAACUACAAAGGAACAAAAGGAACAAUUAGUAGCACCGACACAAUUGGUCGAUGUACAACCUUACAACAUACAGACGCCGUCAGUGAUACCAGGUCAUAUUUCUGACAUGAUUUAUCCAAACGUUCCGAAUAGUGAACUAUUGAGGGCGUUCAACGAUUACUGGAGCGCUCAAAUAUCUCAUUGCGCGAUAUGCGCUACUUUUGCUUCGUGUAGCAGCGGAAGCAGCAGAACAAUGCCACCCGAUUGGAAAUAUUGUAAAUCAACUGCUUUACCUGAAAGUACACCAAUAUGGGUAUCAUCCAGUCUUUUCGCAGCCAACUCCAAGGAACAAGCUGUGGAACCAGAAAAUGAAAAACUUUUACGGUGUAGGGAAUGUCAAGUAACUGUACAUGCGUCUUGUUACGGUAUAACAGUGGUACCCACAGAUGUUCGAAAUUGGGCUUGUGACAAAUGUAAAGCUGGCAGAAAUGAUGUGAUGUGCUGUUUAUGUCCGAUGUAUGGUGGUGCUAUGAAACGUACCAGCGAUAGCAGGUGGGCGCAUAUCCUGUGCACGCUUAUGGUACCAGGUGCCACGUUUAAAGAUGCUAUUAACAAAGAUCCCAUCAAUGUAUUGACGAUCAUGGCAGAUACAUGCCACAAAAAAUGUUGCUUUUGCGAACAACAAGGUGGAGCGUGUUUGACAUGUAGUCAGUGUACCAACGUGUUCCAUCCAUCAUGUGGUCUUGUCGCGGGUGCGACAUUCACUAUUCCAGCGUACAACUCGCAAGAACUUCAGGUAACAUGUAACGGGCACGAUGAUGGUAAGGAAAAAAUUCCGCAAAUACGUCAAGGAGAAACUGUGUGGGCGAAACAUCGUAACACUCGAUAUUAUAAAGCCAAAGUGGAAUCUAUCCAGGACACCGUUUUUUACAUGGUUACAUUUAGUGAUAAUAGCUUCAGCGAUGAUCUAUAUCCAUCAGAUAUAACUAAUUAUGAUCCUGGGAACACACCUCCGCUCGGAGCUCCAGUGACUGUAAAUUGGACAGACGGUCAAAUAUAUGAUGGUGUCUUCGAAGGUACAAAUCACCGAAUAAUGUUUACCGUGAUUUUCGAGGAUAGCUCUAAACUCGAUUUAAAACGCAAUGAAAUAUAUAGUUUGCAAGAAGAUAUGCCAAAAAGAGUGCGUUCUCGACUGUCUAUUGCAACUGAAAUGAAGCACCGGGAUCACCUUUAUGGCACAGAGGAUGAAACAGAGGCGCAAAGAAAAGUGAAACAAUCGAAAAAUUGCGAUUAACCAGAAGUAAUUGGAUGUAAAUAACUACAUAAUUACGAAAUAUAAAAUUAUUGUAAAUAAUCUCUAUGUACACAUGCAAAACACAGGAAAUAUAUUUAGUAUUCGCGAUAGUCUUUGAAUGUACUCAGCACCGAACUGAUCACAGAUAUACAGACCAUGCUUUUUUACAUUCGAUUGUUUUUAUUCUAAUUAACUGAUAUUUUAAAAACAAUGAAGAUAAUUAUUGUCGAAUUUAUGUUAAAUUAUUAAUUUUCAAUAUUUUAUUAGCAUGAUCAUAUACUCCAUAUCCCAUUACGUCAUUUUAUUCAUGUGAUAGAUAUCAUAUUUGUAUGUAUAAUAUGUGUACAAUAGUAAGUUAUAUUGAUAAAACUUCACAAAUUUCUUUUGUGUUCAAUAAAGGCUUAUAUCAAUGUUUCUGAAUAGAUGAAUCUUAAAAUUAAAGCACUCUACAUUUUGCGAAAUGUUUAUUGUCUUAUAUCUAUCGAAUUAUAAAUCAAAGAAGCAAGAUAAACUCUACAAGUUACAGGUACAUACCAAUGUGUGUGUCACAAGUGUAACAUAUUUUUUGAAUGUAUCAAAAAUAUCUAUGUUUAUUUGUUUCUACAGUAAAUCAUGUGACGUAAUUUUAACGAUACAAUAGCCAUGUGCAUACACAAUUUUAUUCCAUUUUAAGAAUAUAUGUAAAUGUAACAUUGUAAUUUGUGUGACAAAUAUUUGUGUUCAGAUAUUUAAGCACUAGUGAGAUAUGAAUGAAUGUGAAUUUAUUGAACUUAUUGAUAUAUAAAAAGAUUUUAAAUAUAUUGAGAUAUUGAAGAAAAUUCAAUAGUUUAUGAACGACUCGAAGUACCAUUCAGUUAAUUGAAUUUUUACAAGCAGCUUACCAUUUUCAUCAAUAUAAUUUUA